AUGAAGGAGGAAGAGGAGCAUGAAAGGAUCAAUCAGGAGAUUCGAGACGAACACACGCGAAGUGCGCGGGUGGCCGAGAAGAGGAAGGAGCUCUCUAUGAAGGCCUCUGCCAUUGAGGAGUGGCAGCAGCAUGAAACGGAGCGCACCAAGCAGAAAAAGGAGCAAGCCGGGAAGAAAAAUAAGGAGGUCUUUGAGCAGUUGUAUACCUUGGGGUAUACGGAGAAAGAAGUCGAGAAGAUACUACUCCACAGAAAACGUAAUGGACAAGAAGGAGAAGAAAAGCACAAGGAGCAUGCAAUGGAAGGGAAAAAGACAACUUGGAUCAAGCGUGACACCGACUACAUCAUUAUCAAGCAAUGGGUCGACGAGGACUUGCAAGAAGAUAUAUUUGCCCACACCCGUCGCGUAAUCAAGGGCAAGCUCGACGGCCAGACUUCCAGGCCAACCACCGGACGCAAGUUCGAUGACCGGAUGUAUCUCGUGCGGAAAAAGAGCCCUAACCGUGAAAGGUUACUCGAAACCUUGGAAGAUCAUAGGUGA
This is a messenger RNA of Penicillium soppii, 540 nucleotides long. RefSeq lists its product as uncharacterized. The record is from RefSeq and is a predicted model, not a curated record. The transcript is spliced from 2 exons. Lineage: Eukaryota; Fungi; Ascomycota; Eurotiomycetes; Eurotiales; Aspergillaceae. The coding region runs from base 1 to 540 and encodes 179 amino acids.